Aquila chrysaetos chrysaetos is the source of this 2115-nucleotide messenger RNA. It is a transcript of the gene ZNF740, whose product is annotated as zinc finger protein 740. Lineage: Eukaryota; Metazoa; Chordata; Aves; Accipitriformes; Accipitridae. Gene Ontology annotation, biological process: regulation of transcription by RNA polymerase II. Gene Ontology annotation, molecular function: DNA-binding transcription factor activity, RNA polymerase II-specific; RNA polymerase II cis-regulatory region sequence-specific DNA binding. The record is from RefSeq and is a predicted model, not a curated record. Gene Ontology annotation, cellular component: nucleus.
GGGAGGCAGGGGAGCAAUGACGUACAGGCGGCUCCCCCGGGGCAACCAGGGCGGGCAGCGGGGGCUCCGGCCCGGGCCGGGACCCGGGCCCGGGCCCACCGCCGGACCAGGCCGCGCCGUCCCGCGUUGCCCCGGCAACAGCCCCGACCCUAAGAUGGCGUCGCAGGCGGCGGCGUCACGGCGCGGCGGCGCGCAUGCGCGGCGGCGCGCACGGCCCUUCCCCCCCCCACUUCCCUGCCGCUCCCCCGCCGGAAGCGCUGGCGCGGCGGGGGGGCGGGUGUUUCCGGUUCCGGGUCGGCGGCGGCGGCCGAGGAAGGGGGGGGGGGCGCUGGGGCCGCGGCUGUUUGUAAACUUGUCGGUGCGGCGGGCGGCGCGGAGCGGAGCGCGGAGGGGUCGCGGCAGGCGAAGACCGGCACCGGCACCGGCACCGGCAGCGGCAGCAGCGUUGUCCCCGCGGGGAGCCGGCUCCCGCCCCGGGCAGGGGGGGGCGGGGGGGGGAAGGGAGGGGAGAUGUCCCCUCUCUAAGAAGCGUUACGGGCAGCUGCCCAUCCUGCCUAACCCUGCCUAACCCUGCCAGCCCCCCCCGGGGUUGAGGAGGAAGCGCCUCACCGCACCCGCGGCGCCGGGGCAAAGAUGUCGGCAAAGUGGAGGGCGAGCCUCCUGGCCUGCGAGGGCCUCUCCGGCGUCUGCCUGGUGCCGACGGUGGCCAGCAAGAAGAUGAUGCCGAAACAGAGCUCGAAACAAGGCGAGAGCAGGGAGAGGGGGAGCAGCCCCGACGUGCUGGCUCUCCGUCAGGACGGCGAGAAAUCCCGCAGUCGCAAAGAGGAGGAAACGGCCGAGGCCUCGCAGCCGAAAAAAUCCAUUAAAAAGCGCCGCAAGCGGGUGGCCGGCGCCGAGGGACCCAGCCGCUCCUCCCGGAGAGGAUCCCGCCUCGGCAGCCAGGUGGUGGUGAUCGAGCAGAACGGCUCCUUCCAGCUGAGGAUCCCCAAAAACUUCAUCUGCGAGCACUGCUUUGGCGCCUUCCGCAGCAGCUACCACCUCAAGAGACACAUCCUCAUCCACACCGGCGAGAAGCCCUUCGAGUGCGAUGUGUGCGACAUGCGCUUCAUCCAGAAAUAUCACCUGGAGCGUCACAAGCGCGUCCACAGUGGGGAGAAACCCUACCAGUGCGAGCGCUGCAUGCAGAGCUUCUCCAGGACAGACCGGCUGCUGAGACACAAACGAAUGUGCCAAGGUUGCCAAACCAAGACCCCCGACUCGCAGCUGCUGCUCUAGGAGCCGAGCUGAGCCCCGGCACCGGCUGGGAACGCCGACGGCAGCUCCGGGGGUGGUUGUUUUUCCUUCCUCCCCCCCCCCUUCCUUCCUCCUCCUCCGUUUCUCCUGGGUUUUCGCCCCUGUUCCAGCUCCCCGCGGCAGGGACGGGGAAGAGCCGGCCGCUCGCCCGGACUUUCAGCUGACAGCGCUGUCCAUAACUCGAAGAUGAUCUGGAAAAACCUUCCCCCGACCGGCAGAAACCGCAGGCAGCUGCCUCUAAACCUGCCUCUUAUUUCCCCCCCCCCCCCCGUUUUAUUCCCGAGUCCCGCCCUCCCCCUCUCAGGAAAGGCUUGGAGCCCCAAGCCGGCCUAAAGCAGAGCAAAACCGGGACGCCUCCAGCCCCGACCGCUUCCUUUCGGCCGCCGGACGGGCUCGCGCAGGCGCUCGGCUCUCAGGUAGGAGGGUCUCGCAGGGAGGAACCGUGUCUAACCCCUUUUUUUUUGUUGUUUUUUGAGAAAAAAGAGGAAAAACAAGCGUUGGUGGGGCUGCAGCAGCUGUCGGCUGCGGGGGGGGGGGCCGUCCCAGCAGCAAGCUCUGCGGUGCUUCCCUUUUCCUUUUGAGUUUCUUCAUUGGGUUUUUUUGUUGUUGUUUUCUUCUUCUUUCCGCGCGCGUUUUGGGGCCGUUGCCUUUGCUCGCCUCCACCCCCGGCUCUGGUGGGGGGGCCGGGGCUGUGACGCACCUGGGGGGGGGUGCUGAGGUGAGACGGAGCCUCACCCAAAAACGGGCCGUUUGCUGGAAAACCCCGAUGCUGAGGGGAAGACCCUUGACUUGACCUGAACAUCCCCGGAGCCUCGGGGGGGG